Molecule: messenger RNA, 1760 nt
Organism: Bemisia tabaci
Lineage: Eukaryota; Metazoa; Arthropoda; Insecta; Hemiptera; Aleyrodidae
Source: RefSeq, a predicted model, not a curated record
UGCAUUAGGUACACCUGCGAAAAAGCAAAUUGUUACGCCUUUUUCCUCUUUACUUCUUUCAUUAAACUAAAGGAACAACUUUGACAGGAAACAGUUACACAAACAUUUAUUUCUCGGUUAUGGUCAAUAUUAAAUACGUAUUCGUUCCUAUGCUGGCAUAAAUGUUCAUUUCCUCCCCAGUGAUUAUAAAAUAAUACUUUUUAGAAUACAGCCUGCUAAUUAUUUAAAAUAAUAAAGUUAAAAAUAUUUUAAUAUUAUAAUACAACAUAGCUACCGUUUUUUGACUGUAACAAAUUGACUUUACGUGCUGUUCAAGAAAAUAAAGCAAUACAGAGGGGAAAAAUUUAACAUUCGAAAACAUCAAUUGUGAACUUUGAUCUCUGCCACUUAAAUAAUACUGUGCGCUCUAUUGCAUUAAAAAAUGAACUAAACUCGUCUUAUAUCAUUACUUACUUUUGAAAAAAAUAAUUGGAAUAAGGACAGCAUCAUGCAGUGCUACAAACCGAAAAGAUGGAACAUGUUUCUAGUGAUGAUCCUGGUGAUCUCCGUUAUUACUGCUAGCGUUGGAUUCUACGUUUUCAGGGCUGGAUCUCCCGCUGAAGCAACGUUACGUUUCGUUAGCAUAGUUCAUCGACAUGGUGACAGAGCCCCUGACCGUUCAUAUCCUCUUGAUCCGUACAAAGACAAAUCGUUUUGGCCGGAUGGACUCGGAGCUUUAUCACAGCGGGGGAAAAUCGGAUUGCACAGGUUGGGUAACUUCUUACGGCAACGUUACGAUGGAUUUCUGUCUGCCAAGUACUCACCAUCUCAGAUUUUCGUCUUUUCGAGUUUUUAUGAUCGAUGUUUGAUGAGCGCAAGCCUCGUCUUAGCGGGGCUCUAUCCGCCCGUUGGGCUUCAACUUUGGAACCCAGAUUUGAAAUGGCAGCCGAUUCCUGUUCAUACUGUUCCUUUACAAUACGAUGAUAUAAUUCGUGUAUCUAAACACUGUCCCCUCUUGUCGAAAGAGGAAGCCGACUGGCAAAACGUCACCAAACUGAAACUGGUCGAGAACCAAGAACUUCUUGCAAACAUUUCAAAGGGCACUGGCCUUGAAAUGAGAACAAUCUUGGAUGUCUACUUCAUAGAUGACAAUUUGAGGGUCGUGGAGGAGGAAGGACUUCCGUUGCCUCAGUGGGCUCACACUAUUGAUCGGGAAAGACUCCGAUCACUCGGCAAUAUCGGAGUUUUUAAACACUUUGCAACACCCGCCAUGAACAAACUCAAAUCAGGUGUCCUCAUAAAUGAGAUCUUAAGGAAUAUGAAAUCUAAAGCAAACACAAGGGAAAAAUUUGAGCGUCAGAUGAAUUUAUACUCUGCACACGAUAGUACCAUUGGUAAUAUCUGGCGAGGUCUAAACGUUACCUCAGACAUAGAGAGCUUAUUCCCUUCCUAUGGAGCAGCGGUCAUGAUUGAGCUCCACGAGAUCAAUGGGAAAUAUCGAGUGAAAAUACUUUUCAAAAGAAGUCACCUCGAUGACGACUUGAUAGUGCUGAAAACUGAGGGCUGCAGUCGGGGCAAGGAAACUGAUGCUAUGUGCGAUCUUGAUAUUUUCUCAUCGGCACUGCAGCAUGUCGUUAUCGACAACUUCGACAAGGCGUGCGAAAUCCCAACAGAGCAAACCUGAUUUCUACAGUGGAUUAACGUAAAAUUCUGGUUCUGUGAUUGUAUCGAAGAGGAAAAUAAUAAAGCAAAAAAUGACAGAAUAUCUAUAUCAGCUUUGA